Drechmeria coniospora is the source of this 1251-nucleotide messenger RNA. RefSeq lists its product as uncharacterized. The coding region runs from base 1 to 1251 and encodes 416 amino acids. Lineage: Eukaryota; Fungi; Ascomycota; Sordariomycetes; Hypocreales; Ophiocordycipitaceae. The transcript has 3 exons. The record is from RefSeq and is a predicted model, not a curated record.
AUGAAAUAUGCGCAGCAAGUGAGAAACUUCACCGAUGCGCUGGAGAGCGAAGCGCACAAGUUUGCAACGACGAGUCUCGGGCGCCACCUCAUCUAUGACGGGCUCCAGAAGGUCGAUAAGGCUCAUCAGCUCGUCAACCAGUACAUGUUCAACCCAGUCACCUUAUGGUUUAUCUACACCAGCUGCGUUUUCUACUGGAGAGUCCCUCAGUACGACGUCACGCCCUGGUCCAGGCGACUGUGGGAAUCGUACGGCCUGAAGCCUGGGACGAAUCUUAGGCAAUGGAUUCGAAGGAGGAACCCGAUCAAACCGGAAUCCAGUUCGAGCUCCUCCAUCACUCAAGCGCGACGAGUAUGGAGGAAGAGCCAUGCGACCGACGUGUUGAACAGAUGCGAAUGGAGGGAGCGUUUUGCUCACAGGAUAAUGCCGGCGAGAGAGAGAGGCAUCGACCACGCCUCCUGGUUUACGUGCAAUUCAACUUUCAUGUACAACUCGACUUUAGCACACAACGUGACUUUUUCGGAUAACACGACCUUUUCAUACGGCGGCAACAAGAAUAACUUAAUGUUUUUACCACCUGCCCGGCCUCAUUCAGCUGCACCAAAGGGGAAGAACAAGGUCAGAAGGCGACCAGGCAAGGAGAGCGAUCGGCAAUUCACUCCGCAGACCAUCAACGUGACGGAGCUGGUUCGGCAGGUGCAGGCAGACAAAGAGGAGGCUCCUGGCGGGAAUCGGCAGAGCACCAGCCUCGAGUCCCUUGAUGCGGAGAGAGUCGACGUGAUGCGGAUGCAGUGGGAGAGGGGUGUGAAAGCUUCCACGGCGUCACGGCGAACGAAGGCGAGCGGGGCGAGGGCGGCAGGUCUCGGCCCGAACCAGAAACCCCCCUUCCGCUUCGAAGAGGACGGGGUGGUGAUAUUGACGGGAAUGGAAGCUGGCGAUGGUGAUGGGGGGGUUCGUUACUGCAACCAAACACAGCGGUGCCAGGAGCCGCUCAAGCGUCUGAUCAUCAUCUGGAUCAAGAGGGAGGUGAUCCCGCUGUGCAGGGAGAGUUGCUCACGAAGUUGCCAACGCCCCGAGCUCGUCUGCACCGUCGAGGUGGUCAAACUCGUGCUCCAGUUGCAACUGUGGAACGGAUACAAGGAGUUUCAGGCGUACAUCAAUAAGCGAGAGAAGAACAAGGCCACCGGCAAUGUCACGUCGGCCGAGACGAGGCCGGGGUACAAGAAAGGUGUCGUCGAGCCGGCAGGUUGA